Rosa chinensis is the source of this 1674-nucleotide messenger RNA. RefSeq names its product heat shock cognate 70 kDa protein 2. The transcript has 3 exons. The coding region runs from base 1 to 1674 and encodes 557 amino acids. Gene Ontology annotation, biological process: cellular response to unfolded protein; protein refolding. Gene Ontology annotation, cellular component: cytoplasm. The record is from RefSeq and is a predicted model, not a curated record. NCBI's taxonomy places the organism in Eukaryota, Viridiplantae, Streptophyta, Magnoliopsida, Rosales, Rosaceae. Gene Ontology annotation, molecular function: heat shock protein binding; ATP binding; misfolded protein binding.
AUGGCAUUAGAGGCGAAAGGCGAGGGUCCAGCUAUCGGCAUCGAUCUCGGAACAACUUACUCUUGCGUUGGCGUUUGGCAACACGAUCGCGUUGAGAUCAUAGCCAAUGAUCAGGGCAACAGAACGACACCAUCGUAUGUUGCUUUUACCAAUAUUGGCCGUUUGAUCGGUGAUGCUGCAAAGAACCAAGCCACCAUCAACCCUACCAAUAGUGUUUUUGAUGCAAAGCGAUUGAUUGGCAGGAAAUUUAGUGAUGCAUGUGUUAAGAGUGAUAUGAAAUUAUGGCCUUUCAAGAUUCGUGGGGUGGGUGACAAGCCUAUGAUUGUGAUCAACAACAAGAAUGAAAAGAAACAAUUUGCUGCUGAGGAGAUAUCUUCAAUGGUUCUCAAUAACAUGCGCGAAAUUGCAGAGGCCUAUCUUGGACUAACAAUAAAGAAUGUUGUUAUAACUGUACCAGCAUACUUCAAUGACUUUCAGCGACAGGCUACAAAAGAUGCUGGGGUAAUUGCAGGCAUGAAUGUGAUGCGUAUUCUUAAUGAGCCAACAGCCGCAGCUAUUGCAUAUGGUCUUGACAAAAAGGCCACGACUAUUGGUGGUAAAAAUGUUCUCAUUUUCGAUCUUGGUGGUGGUACUUUUGAUGUUUCCCUUCUUAAAAUUGAAGAUGAGAUUUUUGAGGUAAAAGCUACUGCUGGAGAUACACAUCUUGGUGGUGAAGAUUUUGACAAUAGAAUGGUGCACCAUUUUGUUCAAGAGUUCGAGAAGAAACACUGGAAGGACAUUAGCAAUGACCCCAAAGCACUGAGAAGAUUGAGAACAUCUUGUGAGAGAGCGAAAAGGACUCUUUCUUCAACUGCUGAAACCACCAUUGAGAUUGAUUCUUUAUUCGAGGGUAUCGACUUCCACUCUAAAAUAACAAGAGCAAAAUUUGAAGAGCUCAACAUGGAUCUCUUUAGAAAAUGUAUGGAGACUGUGGAAAAUUGUGUGAGGGAUGCUAAAAUUGAUAGGGAAAUUGUUGAUGAUAUUGUUCUUGUUGGUGGAUCUACUAGAAUUCCCAAGGUACAACAGCUAUUGCAAGAUCUCUUUAAUGGUAAGGAGCUUUGCAAGAGCAUCAAUCCUGAUGAAGCAGUUGCAUAUGGUGCUGCCGUACAAGCUGCAGUUUUGCGUGGUGGAGUUGAGAAAGUGCAGGACUUACUCUUGUUAGAUGUAACUCCACUUUCCCUUGGUCGUAUGCUUCAUACAGGAGAGUUUGAUGUUUUUAUCCCAAGAAACACUACCAUUCCCACCAAAAAAAUUAAAAUGGCCACAACUAUCGUACAAAACCAAAUCGGUUUGAUAGUUGAUGUGUAUGAAGGCGAAGAAACAAGAGCCGAGAAAAACAAAUCGUUGGGGCAAUUUGUGCUCGAAGGAAUCCCUCCUGGUCCAAAAGGAAAACCUCAAAUCACAAUUUGCUUCGAGAUCGAUGCCAAUGGAACUUUGAUUGUCUCCGCUGAGGAAAAACGACUUCAUCUUAAGAAGAAGGUUACAAUCUCCAAUUAUAGAGGCGGGUUAUCUGAAGUGGAAAUUGAGAAGAUGAUCAAGGAAGCAGAGAAGUACAAGUUAGAGGGCCAGGAAUAUAACGAGAAAGUGAAGGCUAAGUCUGCAUUAGAGAAUUACUCAUUUGACAGUUAUGCAUGA